AACAAGGAACAAUCCAAAGAUAGAGACAGCUUUAAAGCUUUGCUUGUUAUGUUGGCUAUGUUGUUUCUUGUUUAAUUCCAUUAUUAAACAAUGAAAAACUAAAAAAAAAAAAGAAGCUAAAUUUAUUAGCAUCAUUUUUCUCUUCUUUUUCUUUCAUCUUCCUUGUUUGGAUCGGAUCUGCCAUAGCUUAAACACAUUAACAAGGCAAACCCCAAAGCUGUUUCACUUUCCUCUUUAAAAAAACACCUCUUUUUCUUCUUUUCCUGGGUUUUCAUGAAAGUUUUUGCUGUUUUAUGAUUCAAAGCUUUGGGUUCGCUUGGUGUUUGUUGAAAUUCCUCAAUGGAAUCACUAGUGAAUAGGAAUCCUUCGUCAAAGAAUCAAAAACCAGGUCCUUCAACGUCCCAUUUAGCCGAUCUCAACAAUGGCGUUCGGAUCAUCCGACACCCGAAUGGUUCCAUAGGGUACCAAAAGCAUUCUUCACAAGUGCAGAAGAAUAAUGAGCCAAUGGUGAAGAACAACGAGGUUCUUGUUGCUGCUAACCAGAUGAACUUGACAAUGGAAACCAAAGAUGAUACCGUGUCUAAAUCAGAAUCAAGCUUUUGUCAAAGCCCUUCGACCAACAUCUCCAAUGGCAAACCGAGUUUCACCAACACUGAACUCAGUGAGAGCGGGAGCUGCAGCGGUGAAGUGAGUCGGAAAACAAGCGUUUACAGAGGGAGCACCGGGAGUGAUUUCAGUGAAGAGAGCAGUUCAAGCUGUUUAAGCAGUGCCGUUUACAAGCCACACAAGGCCAAUGAUAUCAGAUGGGAAGCAAUCCAAGCUGUGAGAUCAAGGAAAGGGGAUUUGGACUUUAAGCACUUUAGGGUGUUGAGGAGAUUGGGAUGUGGGGAUAUUGGUAGUGUUUAUCUCUCUGAAUUGACUGGAACCAGGACUUAUUUCGCCAUGAAAGUUAUGGAUAAAGCACUUUUGGCAAGUAGGAAGAAGCUUCUUAGAGCUCAGACUGAGAGGGAGAUUCUUCAGUCAUUGGAUCAUCCAUUUUUGCCAACUUUGUAUACUCACUUUGAGACUGAGAAGCUUUCUUGCUUGGUCAUGGAGUUUUGCCCUGGUGGUGACUUGCAUGCUCUCAGGCAAAGACAACCUGGAAAGUACUUCUCAGAACAAGCUGCAAGAUUUUAUGUGGCAGAGGUUCUCCUUGCUUUGGAGUAUCUUCACAUGCUUGGGAUUAUUUACAGAGACCUUAAGCCUGAGAAUGUUUUGGUUAGAGAAGACGGUCACAUAAUGCUCUCGGAUUUCGACCUCUCUCUUCGAUGUGCCGUCUCCCCGACUCUCGUCAAAUCUUCGAACUCGAACCAGGAAUCGAAGAAUUCAGCCUACUGUGCUCAGCCUGCAUGCAUUGAACCAACUUGUGUAAUGCAGCCGGAUUGCAUCCAACCUGCAUGUUUUGGACCCCGGUUUUUUUCGAGCAAGGCAAAGAAAGACAAGAAGAGCAAAGUAAAGAAUGAGACAAACCAUCAAGUGAGUCCUCUCCCUGAGCUCAUUGCAGAGCCUACCAAUGCUCGAUCGAUGUCGUUCGUCGGCACUCAUGAGUACUUGGCACCUGAGAUUAUUAAAGGCGAAGGUCAUGGAAGUGCUGUAGAUUGGUGGACAUUCGGGAUCUUUUUAUAUGAACUCUUGUUUGGUAAAACGCCAUUUAAGGGGUCUGGGAACCGAGCAACGCUCUUCAAUGUUGUUGGCCAGCCAUUGAGAUUUCCAGAGUAUCCUAACGUUAGCUUUGCUGCUAGGGACUUGAUCCGAGGUUUACUCGUAAAGGAACCGCAGCAUCGGCUCGCAUAUAGACGCGGUGCAACUGAAAUUAAGCAACACCCGUUCUUUCAGAGCGUAAACUGGGCACUCAUUCGUUGCGCGAAUCCACCUGAAGUGCCUAAGCAAGCAAUGAUGGACUUUUCAGCCACCCGAACCGACGUCCCGAAGGUACCGACGAACAAUAAGGUUCCCGGUUUAGACGUGAAGCCUUCAGGUAACUAUUUAGAGAUCGAUUUCUUUUGAUCAUUGUGAUAAUGUUUCAUUUCUCGGUUUUUAUGGUUCUCCAAUGGUACUCUUAAAGGUUUCAUUCAUGCAAUGAAAGCU
This is a messenger RNA of Hibiscus syriacus, 2127 nucleotides long. RefSeq names its product serine/threonine-protein kinase D6PK-like. The coding region runs from base 340 to 2046 and encodes 568 amino acids. Lineage: Eukaryota; Viridiplantae; Streptophyta; Magnoliopsida; Malvales; Malvaceae. The transcript has 2 exons. The record is from RefSeq and is a predicted model, not a curated record. Gene Ontology annotation, biological process: protein phosphorylation. Gene Ontology annotation, cellular component: plasma membrane; cytoplasm; nucleus. Gene Ontology annotation, molecular function: ATP binding; protein serine/threonine kinase activity.